AUGAAUCCUUCGGUUCCAGGGACCAAUAAACAAGGCUCACCAAACAGCCAUGGUGCGGUUAAUCCCAACGGUGCUGGAAGCUCGUUGAGCCCCGUCACGACAUCUAUUCCAGACCCAGGCUCCUCUGGUUCAACUGGAUCCUUAGAAGAAACGACUGGGAAGCGUAUAGCAUGUAUAGAAUGUCGGCAGCAGAAAGUGCGAUGUGACGGUCAUGAAAAAUGGCCUGGCCCUUGUACAAGAUGUAUAAAGCGGAAAACUGAAUGCAAGAUGGAGCCAAAUUUCAAGAGAACUUCUAAGCGUCAGCGAAUGAUGGAGCUCGAAAGAGAAAUGGAAGACUUGAAGAAGAGAACUGGCCUUACUUCUCUAAAUGUGAACUCUGACGGUACAUUGUCACCUCCCUCAAAAUAUCACAAUUCCAAUGGAACUUUUAAUCACCCUCCGCAAAGUCAGCUUCCAAUUCACAAAUUACUACCAUCUCCAAUUUACUUUCCUCAACGACAUGAUUCGGGGAUGCCCACUCAUCGACCAGAAUGGGUUGUGAAUAAUUGGGAAUGUUCACCGAAAACCAUUGAUGGUUUUACUCUUUCUUCUGAUACCAUAAAGAACUUGUUCAAGGAAUUCGUUGAUAAGUACCAUCCGUUUUUACCGGUAGUGGAUGUUUCUCGCGGUCCUGAACAAAUAUACCACCUGUGCCCAUCUUUGUUUUGGACCAUAAUGGCUGUAGCUUCUAGAAGGUAUGACAAAGAUGGAGAGCUCAUGAUGCAAUUGACCCCUUUAUUAAAUAGCUGUUUGGCCGAGAUUACUAUCUCUCCAGUAACAAAAUAUGGGUCCAUUGACCAAUCCGUAACGCAAGGAAGGGCGGGGAUUUCUAGGCAUGAUGAUGAUAGCAACACUUCAAGGCCUGCAAGCUCCAACACAAAUACUGUCUUGAAUCUUGCAUCUGUCUAUUCGGUGCAGGCUUUCUUGAUUUGUACUAUGUGGCCUCCCUUGACAUCUACAAUUAGCGCCGAUUCAUCUUGGAACUCUGCUGGUAUUGCCAUGUUUAAUUCGAUCCGCGUAGGGUUACAUUGUCCUGGUUAUGCGCGAGAUUUUGGCAGAAUCAAGCAAGAUAAUGCCAUCUAUCCUAAAAUUACUGAGCAAGUUAGAACGUGGAUAUGCUGUAAUAUUGUCUCGCAGUCCGUUGCGGGUAUGUUUGGCUUUCCUUCUUUUACAAGCUUUGAUGCUACUGUUCUGUCUGCUUGUAGAGUUGACUCGGGUAUCGAUAUUCCUGAGUCGAUUCGGUUAAUGAUGACUAUACAGCGGCUAGAAAACGAGAUUGAGAAGGGGUUAAACUCGAAUCUAAAAGAUCCGCUAGGAUUAUCCGAACUAUCGGAGCGCCUUUCUAUUAUACAGAUGAUGGCCCAGAAGCUAGAUGAGCUUGAAUUAAGCCUUUCAUCGUCUAGUGAGUUUGAUGAGUCUCGUCGGUUUAUGUUUCUUGUUUCGCGAGUUCACUUGAUGACAUACUAUUUCUUGGAUAAUGAUCGACUGAAUAGCUUUCAACGCCAACGUGGCUUGGUGCAAGCUUAUAACGCUGCACUAGCAUUGCUGGACCACUCCGAUAAUGUCUGUCGUAGAGAUAAAGAUUUCAUUCGGUAUCUACCUCAGGUCUAUAUUCAAUUGCUAUGGCAGUCAGCGACUAUUGUGAACAAAAUCUAUCAUUCCCAGUACGCGCAAUACGUUGAUGCGCAUGCCGGCAGAGCCUUAUAUAUUGCUACAGUCCAGCAUAUUGGCAAGGCUUCAAUUUUGAAGCACGAUGUGUCGUAUAGAGCAGCCGAGAUUAUGCAGCAGAUCUGGCAGGUAUAUGAUGCUUUAGUUGAUAGACCAGAUCCUCACGACCUUACGUUGGAGGCGAAAGUUUCUAUUAGGACUAGAAUGGCUGCUAGUGUAUUUUUCGAUUGUCUUUGGACCAUGAGAGAACAAUGUGAGAUUCGUAGUGUGGCUCCUGCAAUUCUUAACCAGCGGACGACAAGUACUCCUGACAAUGUUGAAGAGAGCCUCCCAGAAAACAAUACGAGUACUAGUGUGACGGGCUUGUCAGGGCGAUCUAUGACGACAACGCCGACAUCUUCUUUACACCAGCAACAACCAACGACUCAACAGCUGUCAACUAUUCCUCUGACUUAUCCUGUUGCUCAAGAACAUGUUGACAUAACGUCUGGCUCAAUUUCGAACAAUGCAGGUAUUGCUGUGUCACUAUCUAACUCCAGUGUACAACAACCACAACCUGUUACGGCCCCUAAUGUUCCCCUGGGAGUGUCAGGUUCCAGUACGCCUAUCUCGCUUGCUCCAUUCAGGCCUGUUUCGGCUACCGCCAGUGCUAUCCGUGAUCAGCCUAAUUCACCUUCACUUGGUGGUGUUGGUUCUAUGACUCUCACCCCUGGCACCACUGCAACUUCGACACCGACCCAAGCCAAUAGGUUAUCACAGCAACCUAUAUCCACAAGUUCUAAUAAUCCGGCAAAUGGGACGGCUACAGGAACUGGUUUCGAAUGGGAUUAUGAUCUUGUAUGGAAAGAUGUGGAUUCAAUGAUGAACGAUUUUGGUUUCCGUGUAGAGGAGGUUGCUUCAUUUAUGUAA
This is a messenger RNA of Sugiyamaella lignohabitans, 2616 nucleotides long. RefSeq names its product leucine-responsive transcriptional regulator LEU3 (gene LEU3). Bases 1 to 2616 code for a protein of 871 amino acids. The transcript has a single exon. Gene Ontology annotation, biological process: regulation of DNA-templated transcription. The record is from RefSeq and is a predicted model, not a curated record. NCBI's taxonomy places the organism in Eukaryota, Fungi, Ascomycota, Dipodascomycetes, Dipodascales, Trichomonascaceae. Gene Ontology annotation, molecular function: zinc ion binding; DNA-binding transcription factor activity, RNA polymerase II-specific; transcription cis-regulatory region binding. Gene Ontology annotation, cellular component: nucleus.